CAAACAAAAAAGUGAGUAUAAAAAAUAAGAAGAAAGAAGAUGAGUGUGUUCAUUCAGCCCAGACUUGCCCAUGCUGCUAUCUUGUCUCUCUUUCCUCAAGCGUAUCUCCGCCCCCACAAUCUGCCGACAUCGCUUUGCUGGCUGUCAAUUCAAACUGCAGCAGUUCACUUUUUGUCAUGCAAGGGGGAAUGUAGUGGCUGACUCUGCAAGUAUGGAUCUCAAGUCAGAAUUGCUCAAAUCUAUCUGGUAUGCCUUCACAGCCCUGGAUGUCGAGAAAAGCGGCAAGGUGUCCAAGUCUCAGUUAAAGGUACUAUCACACAAUUUGUACACAGCACUGAAUAUUCCUCAUGAUCCUGUGUCUCUAGAAGAGCAUUUUCGUGACGAUGAUGAUGGACCUGUUUCAAACCAGGGUUACAUGCCAUAUCUCAAUAAAUACAUUCUCGCAAAAGCAAAAGAAGGAACCUUUGAUAAAGAGACAUUUGAUGAUCUGUGUUGGAUGAUGACAUCAAAAAAAAACUAUAAGCCAAGUUCUGAUAAUGGGUUCAUCUCCCGUAAAGAAGCCUUCAAACUAUGGUGUCUUUUUAACUUUCUGUCAGAGAACAGAUAUCCCCUUGUCAUGAUACCUGAGGAGGUUGAAUAUUUGAUUAAAAAAAUGUUUUCAGCACUAAGUUUGGAAUGGGACAGAAAAGAUUUGGAUGACUUCUACGCAGAAAACCCAGAACUCAUGAAUGGAAUAUCUGUGUGGAAAUUCCUGGAGCUAAUGGAGUCUAGGAGGCUCUUCAAAAGUGUUACUUCCGAGUCUGUUAGUCUGGCAGUGGAUGAAGUGUUCCAGGAGAUAUAUCAUGAUAUUCUGAAGAAGGGUUAUAUGUGGAAGAAAGGACAAGUUCGAAGAAACUGGAACGAACGCUGGUUUGUCCUCAAGCCAUCAAGCAUUUCCUAUUAUGUCAGUGAGGACAUGAAGGAAAAGAAAGGAGAAAUCAAGCUUGAUAACAGCUGUACUGUAGAGUCUAUUCCAGAUAAAGAUGGUCGACGCUGCCUAUUCUGCAUUAAAACUGUCAACAGGACUUUUGAGAUCAGUGCAUCGGACAUGAAACAACGUGUUGAAUGGAUGCAAGCAAUCCAAACAUCCCUCCGCCUCUUAUCAGAAGGGAAAACAUCAUACCAGAAAGAGUUAAAACUUCGAAGAAUAAAGCUGAGGGAGCAGAGUGUUAAAGAUAAAGAAGACCUGCAGCUGCUCCGAGAACUUCAAGAAGAGAAAGAAAGGCAGAUUCAAGAAAUUGAAAAUUUGAAGAAAAAGCAACAAGAAGCUGAAGCCUUACGAAGAGAGGAAGAGGAGCGAGAAUGGGAGCUUCAGAAGGAGACUCAGCUAGCAUUACAGAAGCAGCUGUUAGAGGCUGAGAAGACUCGUGCUAUAAUGGCAGCAGAGAUUGCUCAAAGAGAACAGGAGUCAGAGAGACAGCGCCUGCGGAUCAAAGAACUAGAGACAACACAACGGUCACUGGAGAUGGCACUGGAUGUUGAAAUCCAGGCAAGGCUUGAAGAAGAGAGAGCAAGGGUCGAGCAGGCAAGACUUAUUGAAGAGGAGCAGGAGAAGCUCACACAACUGAGACUGCUGCAAGAAGAGCAACAAGCCCUUCUAAAUCAAACACAAAAGGAGAAGCAGGAAAUUCACCAUAUAGUCACAGAGCAAGCAAAUGCUCUGGAGAAUGCAAGUCAAGAACUGAAAAAACUUCAAGAAUCCAAGCAGAAAAAUGACCAGAAUCUAGAGGAAGCAACAAAGAAACUUAGAAAAGCUAGUCGUCAUGUUACACACUGGAGUGUGCAGCUUAAUCGUCUUAAGCAGCCGGUGGGCCCAGGAUCAAAUACUGUAUCAGGUGGAGCUCACCAUAAGGAUUUACCAUUGCCUGGAGCAACAGGCGCUUUUUCCAGCAAUGAGUUUAUUGUCAAACAACAAUUUAAAAAAACUGGACAGAAGUCACAAGAAGAUCAGUCUUCUGACACUCUACAUGAAUGGGCUGUGCUACUGUCUUCCGAUGAGGAUGAGAAAGUUCAAGAACAGUUGAAAAAGGUUACAAUGUCAGAGGCUUCCAGGACUAUGUAAAUGGCAAAACAGAAUUUCAUUUUGGAUCUGUGCCAUGUAACACAAAAGAGGUGCCAGCAAGUUACAUGCUGAAAUGGGGACUUUUUUGUUCUCCAGAACAAAGCUUAAUUUUCAUAAACAAGAGCUGGAUUCAGAAUGUCACAAUGCAAACAGAAGCUGGCCACAAGAUGGAAGUAUUUAACAAAAACAGCACAAAUUAAGAUAAAAAUGUAACCGUUGAACUUACAUAUGCUUCAUUCAGGGGUUUGCAGGCUAUCUACAAGCACUGUUGGGUCUGUUCUUGUCUGUAAAAUUGAGAGCAGUGUCUGAUUAAACAAUAAAUUCAAUUAAAAGCAGCACUUGGCCUCUAAGUAGUAAUGGAAAUUUUAAAAAAUAAAAAGAUUACUGUAGAGGGGAGUUGGAUGGGUGGUUUUUAAGGGGGCAUAAUUAUACACCACUGCUUUCCACUUAUUCUCUGUGUUAAGUUCCUAUGUAAUCACUGUUACCUAACAUCUAAGCUAACAGGUAUCAAUGAAUGUGUUUAAUAGGUUACACUCUCAAUGUGAAAUUUUAUUACAAUGUACAAUAAAAAAAAAUGCAUCUUGUGUGCUUUCCUCA
Erpetoichthys calabaricus (reedfish) is the source of this 2698-nucleotide messenger RNA. Its product is annotated as differentially expressed in FDCP 6 homolog. The record is from RefSeq and is a predicted model, not a curated record. Bases 71 to 2101 code for a protein of 676 amino acids. Gene Ontology annotation, cellular component: cytoplasm; nucleus. The transcript has 12 exons. NCBI's taxonomy places the organism in Eukaryota, Metazoa, Chordata, Cladistia, Polypteriformes, Polypteridae.